Xiphophorus couchianus (Monterrey platyfish) is the source of this 2399-nucleotide messenger RNA. RefSeq names its product HESX homeobox 1 (gene hesx1). Bases 1496 to 2068 code for a protein of 190 amino acids. The record is from RefSeq and is a predicted model, not a curated record. Gene Ontology annotation, biological process: forebrain development; regulation of transcription by RNA polymerase II; pituitary gland development. Lineage: Eukaryota; Metazoa; Chordata; Actinopteri; Cyprinodontiformes; Poeciliidae. Gene Ontology annotation, molecular function: RNA polymerase II cis-regulatory region sequence-specific DNA binding; DNA-binding transcription repressor activity, RNA polymerase II-specific. The transcript has 4 exons. Gene Ontology annotation, cellular component: nucleus.
UGCUCUGCAGCAACUCUAACCCUAAUUAUAGAGUUAACAUCAGAAACUGAUGGCACAAUAGGUCAAACUGGUUCAGGAAGUACCCUGAAGCGGCGAUUGCAAUGUGACAGAGGGGAACAGAAAGAGCAGAAAGGUCUGGGUUGUCUGUUCUAGCCCUCCAGAACUACUGUCCUGCAACACAACUCAACAAAAUGGCAGAAUAUCCCCACAUUUUAUUUGUGUUUUAGAUGGGGCCCACACAAACGUUUCAGGAUGGCAACUCCUAUAACUAGAGCAUGUAUCACAGUGAGAGUAUCAAAAAUCAGGGUGAAAACAGAAACAAAAACAAAAAGAACCCUGAAAUAAUCAAUGAUAAUGUUAUUACUAUUGCUAUGUGGCGUCGCAUAGUUUGUGGCACUGUUGCGCUGCAGCCAGAAAGUUGUGAGUUUGAAUCCCAGUCGGUUAAAAAUAAAAGUAGGCCAGGCGGAACACCAGUAAAUUGCUGAUUGUUAAAGUAGAAACGCAGCGCUCCUUUAGCAGAUAUGAACUGAAACAAAAUAUACCAUUUUAUUUCCAAAAACGACAAAAGGUACAAAAUGGGACUAAAAUGAUCAACACCCGCCAUCCAUCGUCUGUUACAUUCUAAGAGAGUCAACAGACUCAAAUGGCGAUGAAAGCAAAAAUAAGUAGAAAUAAGGAGCAACGACAUGCCUACUGUUCAACCAAUGUACCUAAACAGUGUGUUGAUGGCUAUAAAUCGAAAGUAGGAAAGGAGAAAACGGCAUCGUGUGAGGAUGUAAUGGGAGUACAAAUUGACCCAGAGGCCGCCGCCUCCCGCUGAAGGAUAAAUAAAUAAGUGUGCUGUUGGUUAAAAGCCGCUGUAGGCCUUUAGUGGGAGCUAAUCCAGUUCUGAAAGGGUUUUUCCUCCCGGCUGCUUCAGACUGCAUUCACACUGAACGAGCUUCAUCUGCAUCACAACACAUUCAGAUCAGGCUAAUAGCAUUACCGGGUCUCGCCGGGUUGUUAUUCCUGCCACCAUCAUUGUCAUUAUUAUGAGCUUCAACUUUGCCUCAGUCCUACAACGGCGGCUCAACGCUAAACUCAUUUUCUACUUUGGUAAUUUAGAAGAAAAGAGAUGCACUGUUGCAUGGUGACAGUUUUACAUAAGCAUCUCAUAUGUGAAACACAGAAGCCCAUUAAAUCUGACUUGUUCAUUUCAUUCAUAUUAAUGAAGAAAAGCUGAAUGUUGGAGUGAAGAUGCCGGCAGCACACGUUGCAUCAGCUGAGAUUAGCGGAUGCAUGGAGCAUCAGGGAAUCUUAUUCACAUGGAAAAACACUUCUUACUUCUAAUUGGAGGCCAGUUUAAAUCCUUCCCUCCCUUUAAAACCAGCACUCAGCGUCAUCCUAUCCUGUCAGUUUUCCAUGGACCACCAAGGCAGUGUGAAGGAUUUCCACUGACACCGAGAUCAUUAAUGGCACAUUUCUGACCUUUCAGGACUAUUUGCGUGUCAGUGAAAUGAAAGAAAUGCCUCGGCUCUCCGUCACAGGCAUAAUGGAAGGCGCUGUGACUCCCUCGGAGGAAGAACGCCACUCGGCAUUUUACAUCGAUCGGAUUCUGGAUUCGGAUCAGGAAAACCCUGGGAAGAGUCUGAGACUACACCGACCCUGGACAGAAUUUGAAGCAGAGAGGGGGAACAGAGAGAACGGUUUCUGCUGUGAACAAACCAUUUGUCACCGAGCUCCGCCGCAGAACCGAACCGGACCCAAGCUAAGCUGGUACACUGGGCGACGGCCGCGCACAGCCUUCAGCAGCAGCCAGGUGAACGCUCUGGAGACGGCGUUCCGAGUCGACUGCUAUCCAGGGAUCCAGCUGAGGGAGCAGCUGGCGGGGAGGCUGGACCUGGACGAGGACCGAAUCCAGAUCUGGUUCCAGAACAGACGAGCCAAACUGAGGCGUUCACUCAGAGAGACCCGACUGCGGCUGGUUCAGACGGCCAUGACGGCGCUGAAAUCGAGGCCGGAGGUCAGAGGUCGCCAAGAGGAGCCGUCGCGUCACCGUCCUCCUCACUGUGAUGCAGAGGAUGAGUGAUCAAGUUCUCGCUGUCUGCAGGAGGUGUUCAUAUCUGCAUUAAUAUUCAUCAGCGUGAUUUGCUGAAAACAGGACGCAAACGGCUGUUUUAUCCUCCCGUCGCCACAAUUUGCCAGGAAUGUUGAGCCGGUCUUAUUUAAAAGCAGGAAUGACUUGAGCUCAUGCAAACCUUAGGAUUUUGUGAACCCGUUCUUUCUCGGUUUGAUGACUCGGACCUUCUGAGCAGCUGUGUACGCCACUGAAUCAGGAAUAAAAAAAAAAAAGACUUUGCAUGUUCUCUGCGUUUUUAAUCACACAUUUUCACCGACACCCUCUUCGUUAAAGAAUGAGA